GACUUCUGUGAGCACGGUAUCGGCAGCCGAUCAGGCGGCCUGAGCCCGGGCUCCGUGUCGGCCAAUCAGAGCAGUGAGAUCCUGGGCGGGGCCAGGGAGGUGGCGCAGGCCAAGGCGGGCUGCAGCCAGAGCGCCUGUGGGGUGGAGGACGUCCUGCAGCUGCUGCGCAUCCUCUUCAUCAUCGGAGGAGACCCUGCUUCCAACACACGCACACUGCAGGAGGAUGUGGACGAGCUGCAGUUUAACGCCUCUCCAGAAGAGUUCACUAGUAAGAAAGUCACCACAAAGAUCCUGCAGCAGAUUGAGGAGCCUCUGGCGCUGGCCAGCGGAGCGCUGCCUGACUGGUGCGAGCAGCUGACCUCUAAGUGUCCUUUCCUGAUUCCCUUCGAGACCCGACAGCUCUACUUCACCUGCACGGCCUUCGGAGCCUCCAGGGCGAUCGUGUGGCUGCAGAACCGCCGGGAGGCGACCAUGGAGCGCUCGCGGCCGUCCACCACGGUGCGGCGGGACGACCCGGGAGAGUUCAGGGUGGGCCGGCUCAAACACGAGAGGGUCAAAGUCCCACGAGGAGACGCCAUGAUGGAGUGGGCGGAGAGCGUCAUGCAGAUCCACGCAGACAGGAAGUCGGUGCUGGAGGUGGAGUUUCAGGGUGAGGAGGGGACGGGUCUGGGUCCAACUCUGGAGUUUUACGCUCUGGUGGCGGCAGAGUUUCAGAGAACGUCUCUGGGCAUCUGGCUGUGUGACGACGACUUCCCCGACGACGAGUCCCGACAGGUGGACCUGGGCGGCGGCCUGAAGCCUCCAGGUUACUACGUGCAGCGUUCGUGCGGUCUGUUCCCGGCUCCGUUCCCUCAGGACAGCGAGGAGCUGGAGCGCCUCACCAAGCUCUUCCUCUUCCUCGGCAUCUUCCUGGCCAACUGCUGUACCAGCAGCGCGCCUCGCCGCAGGGCCACGAGCCGCCGCCGCCGCCGUCCUGCUGCUGUCGGAGCUGCGCUCGGAGGCGUCGACCGAGGAGAGCCAGGACACAACUCGGUGGGCAGCUUCGACGAGGACUCCAAGUCCGAGUUCAUCCUGGACCCCCCCAAACCCAAACCGCCCGCCUGGUACCACGGCAUCCUCACCUGGGAGGACUUCCAGCUCGUCAACCCACACAGGGCGGGCUUCCUGAAGGAGGUCAAGGAGCUGGCGGUGAAGCGGCGUCAGAUCCUGGCCAGUAAGAGUCUGUCUGAAGACGAGAAGAACACCCGCCUGCAGGAGCUGAUGCUGAGGAACCCGCUGGGCUCCGGACCCCCCCUCAGUAUAGAGGACCUGGGGUUGAACUUCCAGUUCUGUCCGUCCUCCAAAGUCCACGGCUUCUCUGCUGUGGACCUCAAACCCAACGGAGACGACGAGAUGGUGACCAUGGAGAAUGCAGAGGAGUAUGUGGAGCUAUUUGACUUCUGCAUGCACACCGGCAUCCAGAAACAGAUGGAGGCCUUCAGAGAGGGCUUCAACAGAGUGUUUCCCAUGGAGAAGCUCAGCUCCUUCAGCCACAAGGAGGUUCAGAUGAUCCUCUGCGGCAACCAGUCGCCUUCCUGGACCGCUGAUGACAUCAUCAACUACACCGAGCCCAAGCUGGGCUACACCAGAGACAGCCCCGGGUUCCUGCGGUUCGUCAGGGUUCUGUGUGGAAUGUCUUCAGACGAGAGGAAAGCCUUCCUGCAGUUCACCACAGGCUGCUCCACGCUGCCCCCUGGAGGCCUGGCCAACCUGCACCCCCGCCUCACCAUCGUCAGGAAGGUGGAUGCGACAGACUCCAGCUACCCGUCAGUCAACACGUGCGUCCACUACCUGAAGCUUCCAGAAUAUUCCUCAGAGGAAAUCAUGCGCGAGCGCCUGCUAGCUGCCACCAUGGAGAAAGGCUUCCACCUCAACUGACCUCCGACCUCCGACCCCGCCCACCGACCCGCCAGCCCGCCACCUCCUGUCGUCGCCACACUGAGCAUGCUCCAUCGCCGUCUGUCUGUCUCUCCGCCCGGCAGCCGCGUGACCGACAGACCAGCCGGCCAAUCAAACCAGCCGACCGACAGACUGACGCCGUGCCGGAGGAGGGAGGAGGCAAGGAGGGAGGAGGCGAGGAGGGAGGAGGGAGGAGGAGGAGGCGAGGAGGAGACUGGCCAAGUUCUGUUGCAGAAAUGUAAAAGUUUCUCUGUCCCGCCGUGUUGCUCCUCCCUCCUCUCCUCGUGUGCUCAUCUUCAUCAGCAGCUUCCUCUUCCUCCCCCGGCUGCCACCGCUUUCUGUUCCAGCUCCAGUCGCUCCAGACUGUCCUGGCUGCUCCGUGUGUGUGUGUGUGUGUGUGUGUGUGUGUGUGUGCGCGUGUGUGUGUGCGCUUGGCCUCCUCCUCCUCCUCCUCAGUUCUCUAGUGCCUGGUUUGAAUCGUAGCUUCUGUUUUCGGUUCUUCUCCUUCGACGCGACCUGACAGCACACACUCAUGCUUCUCAUUUUGUUUUCUCUCCUGAAUCUUUUGCUUUUUGUUUGUGUGUGUGAGGCUGUUUCUGAGCGCCUGCUGCGGCUCGGCGCUCAGACUGCAUUGGUGUUCUUUUACAAGAGCUAUAGAGACAGAAACACUGGUUGUGUGCGAGGCACAUUUAAAGAAAAAGAAAAAAACACGAAGAAAAAGAAGCAAGCUCUGCUCUCCCUUGUAUUUUCUUUGUAUAUUAUAACAUUUAUUUACUCAAGUUGCAGUUUGAGGUAAACAGAUAUUUUCAAAUGUGUAUGCUCCAAGAAAUAAUCAUUAAAAUGUUUGCAAAGUAUGAAUCAA
This is a messenger RNA of Myripristis murdjan (pinecone soldierfish), 2800 nucleotides long. Its product is annotated as E3 ubiquitin-protein ligase HECTD1-like. Gene Ontology annotation, molecular function: ubiquitin protein ligase activity. The record is from RefSeq and is a predicted model, not a curated record. Lineage: Eukaryota; Metazoa; Chordata; Actinopteri; Holocentriformes; Holocentridae. Gene Ontology annotation, biological process: proteasome-mediated ubiquitin-dependent protein catabolic process; anatomical structure development; protein K63-linked ubiquitination. Gene Ontology annotation, cellular component: nuclear speck.